CGCUAGCACACGGAGCGUCAGCCGUAAACACACACCACCCUACGGAGACUGGCAGCGUCCUCUCCGCUGGGAUGGGCGUGGGGCCGAGGGUUUGCCACACGGUCCCCAGAAGGUUCCUCCAAAGCCAGCCGCAGAGGCAAGUCGCGGCGCCCAGAGCCCACGGAGGACCCGCGCGCGAGGAAACUGGGGCCACCUGGGCUCGCUCCGAGUGAACCGCGCUGCCGUCAUUCAUUCGCGGCGUCCGGAGCGUCCCGCCCGCGGGGCGCUGGGCUUCGCCGCGGGUGCGAGUGGUGCCGACGCGGAGAGCUAGCGCGCGGGGGGCCUCCAGGGCUCUGAGCGGCUCGAGACCGAGGCGGCCCGGAGUUUUGGUCGGCGCCGCGGGAGCAGCCGCACCCCAGUCCAGCUCGGCCCACGCCGCGGGGCCGAAGCAGCUCGUGUAGCCCGCAGCCUCGCCCACCGCCGAGCCGGAUCCCGAGACUUAGCGACACCACUUCCUCCUCCUCCCGCUCCUCCCGCCGCCCUGGGCCGCGGCCGAGCUGCGGGCGGCAGGCCCGGGCGUCUGCGGCCGCGGGCUCGCGGGAGGCGGCGGCGGCGGCGCGCGGGGAGGAUGCUGCUCACGGUGCCCGCGUCCUCGCCGUCCUCCCCGGCCGCCCGCGGGGGCUUUGUUGUGGCCGGGGCGCCGCGGGCCGCCCGCUGCUGAAGUCGCUUCCCGCCUGGGCGCGGGCGGGCGGGCGGGCGAGCGUGUCCGGGAGUGCGCGCCCGUGCGCGCCGGUGUGUGCAGCAGCCGCCCCGCCGCCCCAUUGUGCGUGCGCCCGCGGCGCCCGGGAAUAUGUGGGUGAACCCAGAGGAGGUGCUGCUGGCCAACGCGCUGUGGAUCACCGAGAGGGCCAACCCCUACUUCAUCCUGCAGCGGAGGAAGGGGCACGCGGGGGAUGGAGGCGGCGGCGGCGGGCUGGCUGGCCUCCUGGUGGGUACCCUUGAUGUCGUGUUGGACUCCAGUGCCCGGGUGGCUCCCUACCGAAUCCUGUACCAGACCCCAGACUCUUUGGUCUAUUGGACCAUCGCCUGUGGUGGUUCUAGGAAGGAAAUCACUGAACACUGGGAAUGGCUAGAGCAGAAUCUGCUGCAGACACUGUCCAUCUUUGAAAAUGAGAAUGACAUCACCACUUUUGUGAGAGGAAAAAUACAGGGCAUCAUUGCAGAGUAUAACAAAAUCAAUGAUGUGAAGGAAGACGAUGACACCGAGAAGUUUAAAGAGGCCAUUGUGAAAUUCCACAGGCUGUUUGGGAUGCCCGAGGAAGAGAAACUCGUCAACUAUUACUCUUGCAGCUACUGGAAGGGGAAGGUCCCCCGUCAGGGUUGGAUGUACCUCAGUAUUAACCACCUUUGCUUUUAUUCUUUUCUUAUGGGAAGGGAAGCCAAGCUGGUGAUCCGGUGGGUGGACAUCACUCAACUGGAGAAGCGCGCCACGCUGUUUCUGCCCGACGUGAUCAAAGUGAGCACACGGUCCAGUGAGCAUUUCUUCUCCGUGUUUCUCAACAUCAACGAGACCUUCAAGUUAAUGGUGCAGCUCGCCAACAUAGCCAUGAGGCAGCUCUUAGACAAUGAGGGAUUCGAACAAGAUCAGUCCCUGCCCAAGCUGAAAAAGAAAUCUCCUAAAAAAGUGUCUGCUCUAAAACGCGACCUUGACGCCAGGGCCAAGAGUGAGAGGUACCGUGCACUUUUCCGGCUGCCCAAAGAUGAGAAAUUAGAUGGCCACACAGACUGCACCCUCUGGACCCCAUUUAACAAAAUGCACAUUUUGGGGCAAAUGUUUGUGUCCACAAAUUACAUCUGCUUUACCAGCAAGGAGGAAAACUUGUGUAGCCUCAUUAUCCCACUGCGGGAGGUGACAAUCGUAGAAAAGGCCGACAGCUCCAGCGUCCUCCCCAGUCCUCUAUCCAUCAGCACCAGGAACAGGAUGACCUUCCUGUUUGCCAACCUGAAAGACAGAGACUUUCUGGUGCAGAGGAUCUCUGACUUCCUGCAGCAGACGACCUCCAGAAUAUACUCGGACAAGGAGUUUGCAGGGAGCUACAACAGUUCGGACGAUGAGGUGUACUCUCGGCCCAGCAGCCUCGUUUCCUCCAGCCCCCAGAAAAACUCGAGCUCGGACUCUGAGGGAGAGCGCCAGUUUAACCUAAAUGGCAACAGUGUCCCCACGGCCACACAGACCCUGAUGACCAUGUAUCGGCGGCGGUCUCCCGAGGAAUUCAAUCCGAAAUUGGCCAAGGAGUUUUUGAAAGAGCAAGCCUGGAAGAUUCACUUUGCCGAGUAUGGGCAAGGGAUCUGCAUGUACCGCACAGAAAAAACUCGGGAGCUGGUGCUGAAGGGCAUCCCGGAAAGCAUGCGGGGCGAGCUCUGGCUGCUGCUCUCAGGUGCCAUCAAUGAGAAGGCCACGCACCCUGGGUACUACGAAGACCUCGUGGAGAAGUCCAUGGGGAAGUACAAUCUCGCCACGGAGGAGAUCGAGAGAGAUCUGCACCGCUCCCUGCCAGAGCACCCAGCCUUCCAGAAUGAGAUGGGCAUUGCGGCUCUGAGGAGGGUCUUAACGGCUUAUGCUUUUCGAAACCCUAACAUAGGGUACUGCCAGGCCAUGAAUAUCGUCACCUCAGUGCUGCUGCUUUAUGCCAAAGAGGAGGAGGCUUUCUGGCUCCUGGUGGCUCUGUGUGAGCGCAUGCUUCCCGACUACUACAACACCAGAGUGGUUGGUGCACUGGUGGACCAGGGCGUCUUUGAGGAGCUGGCGCGAGACUACGUCCCCCAGCUCUACGACUGCAUGCAGGACCUGGGCGUGAUUUCCACCAUCUCCCUGUCUUGGUUCCUCACCCUGUUUCUCAGCGUGAUGCCCUUUGAGAGUGCAGUGGUGGUGGUUGACUGUUUCUUCUACGAAGGAAUCAAGGUGAUAUUCCAGCUGGCCCUGGCUGUGCUGGAUGCAAAUGUGGACAAGCUGUUGAACUGUAAGGACGACGGGGAGGCCAUGACCGUUUUGGGAAGGUACUUGGACAGUGUGACCAAUAAAGACAGCACACUGCCUCCCAUUCCUCACCUCCACUCCCUGCUGAGUGAUGACAUAGAGCCUUACCCCGAGGUGGACAUCUUCAGACUCAUCCGAACCUCCUACGAGAAAUUUGGAACGAUCCGGGCAGACUUGAUUGAGCAGAUGAGAUUCAAACAGAGACUGAAAGUGAUCCAGACGCUGGAGGACACCACCAAGCGGAAUGUGGUGCGAACCAUUGUGACAGAAACGUCCUUUACCAUCGAUGAACUAGAAGAACUUUAUGCUCUUUUCAAGGCAGAACAUCUCACCAGCUGCUACUGGGGCGGGAGCAGCAACGCGCUGGACCGGCACGACCCCAGCCUGCCUUACCUCGAACAGUACCGCAUUGACUUCGAGCAGUUCAAGGGGAUGUUUGCUCUUCUCUUUCCCUGGGCCUGUGGAGCUCACUCCGACGUGCUGGCCUCCCGCUUGUUCCAGUUACUAGACGAAAACGGAGACUCUCUGAUUAACUUCCGAGAGUUUGUCUCUGGGCUAAGUGCUGCCUGCCAUGGGGACCUCACAGAGAAACUCAAACUCCUGUACAAAAUGCAUGUCUUGCCUGAGCCGUCCUCUGAUCAAGACGAGCCAGAUUCUGCUUUUGAAGCAACUCAGUAUUUCUUUGAAGAUAUCACCCCAGAAUGCACACAUGUGGUUGGCUUGGAUAGCAGAAGCAAGCACAGCGCAGACGAUGGCUUCGUUACUGUGAGUCUGAAGCCAGACAGAGGGAAGAGGUCAAAUUCUCAAGAAAAUCGUAUUUAUCUGAGGCUCUGGACUACAGAAAAUAAGUCAAAAUCAAAGAAUGCAAAGGAUUUACCCAAAUUGAAUCAGGGGCAGUUCAUCGAGCUGUGUAAGACGAUGUACAACAUGUUCAGCGAGGACCCCAACGAGCAGGAGCUGUACCACGCCACGGCGGCGGUGACCAGCCUCCUGCUGGAGAUCGGGGAGGUGGGCAAGCUCUUCAUCGCCCAGCCGGCGAAGGAGGCCGGCAGCGGGGCCAGUGCCCAGGGCAUCCUGGGCGUGCCCUUCUCCAGGAAAGGGCCCGGCCAGCCUUACGGGGUGGAGCCCGCGGAGCCCCACCCGGCCAGCUUGGCGGGCGACAGCGAGGAGCACUCCCUGGGUGGGCAGAUGGAGGACAUAAAGCUGGAGGACUCCUCGCCCCGGGACAACGGGGCCUCCUCCUCCAUGCUCAUCUCCGACGACGACACCAAGGACGACAGCUCCAUGUCCUCGUACUCGGUGCUGAGUGCCGGCUCCCACGAGGAGGACAAGCUGCACUGCGAGGACAUCGGGGAGGACACGGUGCUGGUGCGCAGCGGCCAGGGCACCGCGGCGCUGCCCGGCAGCACCUGCCUGGACCGCGACUGGGCCAUCACCUUCGAGCAGUUCCUGGCCUCCCUCCUCACGGAGCCCGCCCUGGUGAAGUACUUUGACAAGCCCGUGUGCAUGAUGGCCAGAAUCACCAGUGCCAAGAACAUCAGGAUGAUGGGCAAGGCGCUCCCCUCGGCCAGUGACUACGAGAUCUCGGCCUUGUCCGGCUGACCGGCCUUCCCUGGGAGGGGGCGGGGGAGGAGGGGCCAGGAAAGGGUCUUUUUUUAUGUUCUUCUGUCUUGAGGUUUCUUUCUUUCUUUUAAAUUAAAUAUUUAUUAGUACCCGGCUCGAAACCUCGUGUUUUCAUAAUAUAAUACAAUGCAAACUGUUGGAGAAAUAUUUAACACCUUGCUGUAGGUAUAGGACUCUCUCUUGGUGGGGGAAGGGGGAUUUACCAGAAUACAGUAUAUUCAGUGAAUUCCAAAAAAAAGAUGAAUCUGUCCGUGAUAUGUGUGUAUUAUAACUUCUUAGUCUUGCUGUUGAGCUGUAUACAUGGUUUUAAAAAAAAAAAUAGUGCUGCUUAAUGCUAAAUCAGGCGGCAGCCAUUUGUGUAGUUGGGCUUUUUAAAUAAAACCAGAGCUGGAAGGAAAAGGAAAUGUUCUUAAAUGGAAUGGGCAUUGUCAGCUGGGGUAAAUCCUAGACCACUUUGGGGAGCAUUAAAACUAUUUUUUAAGAUUUGAAAUAUAUUUCAUAAAAAGUCCUCUAUUCAAAAAUUAUAUUCCACAGAUAUUCCCCUCAAGGGGAAAACAUUUGAGGUUCUAAACAGUGAUGAAAGUGUGAUUUUUUUUUAUAUGGUGCCAGAUUAAUGGUUCUAUUUGGUCAAUUCGGACAAAUUUUGCAUUUAAGAAACCAGCUAUUAUUUGUGUCGGCUGCCAGAAUUCAGAGAAAAGGAACAGCCUUUUGUUACAGAGAAUCAAAGUGGCAACGAAGAUGACUGAGGGCUCAGGAUUUUUUUUGCAACGGGAGGGGAAAUAGAAUAAAAGGACUGAUGCUUCUGAUCCUGGAUUUUCAGCUUCUUGUUACUCAUUACAAAUAAAGCAAAAAAAUAAAUAAAUA
Molecule: messenger RNA, 5503 nt
Organism: Eptesicus fuscus (big brown bat)
Lineage: Eukaryota; Metazoa; Chordata; Mammalia; Chiroptera; Vespertilionidae
Gene: TBC1D9
Product: TBC1 domain family member 9
Exons: 21
Coding region: 830-4618 (1262 amino acids)
Molecular function (GO): calcium ion binding
Source: RefSeq, a predicted model, not a curated record